Messenger RNA from Pneumocystis murina B123, 4848 nucleotides. RefSeq lists its product as hypothetical. Gene Ontology annotation, biological process: barbed-end actin filament capping; mitotic actomyosin contractile ring assembly; actin filament bundle assembly. The record is from RefSeq and is a predicted model, not a curated record. The transcript has 9 exons. Gene Ontology annotation, molecular function: actin binding; small GTPase binding. Gene Ontology annotation, cellular component: mating projection tip; cell division site. Lineage: Eukaryota; Fungi; Ascomycota; Pneumocystomycetes; Pneumocystales; Pneumocystaceae. The coding region runs from base 1 to 4848 and encodes 1615 amino acids.
AUGCAGGAAAAGACUUCGAGAAAGAUAAAGACACCUACAGAGUCAUCUCAACAACAGUUUUUUGGGAAACGUAUUAGGGAGAUUUUGAAUAAGGAUAAAAAAACUGAUGAUAGUCUUUCUUCUGUUCCUUAUGGUGAAAUUAUGGUUUCUGGAACUCGUCCUAUAAUUCUUGGGAAUACAUCUUCAAAGACUAUAUUAGAAGCUACUGAUGGUAGCAGUAUUGUUUCUUUAAAUUCCGGUUCGGCACCAAGUGGUAGCUAUUCUAAUGUAUCUAUGUCUUGUGGGUCGAAAGCUAUUACAUCGCAUAAGAAUGCUUCAUGUAGGGAAUCUAAUGCUUCUGUUGGGUCAUCUAGUGGGCCGAGUAGGCGUAAUAUUAGUGAUGAUCAACAUAGUGUUUCAAGUUCUCGUAGUUCGUAUUCUGAAGAUUUCCAGCGUUUGGGACUUUUUUCCUAUAAUGCAAUAGGAUCAAAUGGUGAAUUUUCUUUUGAAAGGCCAAAGGAUCACUCUAUUAUUGAGCAUAUGUUUGUUGAGCUUCUUAACAUGAAGAAUAUUCCCUUCGAUUCUCGUGGAAAAAUGAUGAAUUGGUCAGCUUCUAAGAAAUGGCAAAUGAUUUAUCAAGAUGCUCUUCAAGAAUACCAGAAUAGGAAAAAAUGGAUUAGUUCUCAUGGUUAUGAGGCUGAUAAGGGUUCUCCCCAGUGGUUUGUUCGUAAGAUUGUUAAUAAUACGAUUAAAAUUAAGCAAUUGUCAACUUUAAGUGUUUCUUUGCGAACUCAGCCUAUUAGCUGGGUGAGAUCUUUUAUUAAAUGUCAAGGACAGAUUGCUUUAACUAAUGUUUUGAGUCAUAUAACUCAGCGCGUUAAUAAGCGAGAUGAUGAUAUACUUAAAGAAUUAGAAAUUUUAAAAUGUCUUAAAUCACUUUUAAACAAUACUUAUGGAGCGGACGAUGCUAUUGAGCAUCAGUCUUGUGUAAACUCUGUAGCAAGUUCGUUGCUUUCGCCUCAUCUUCCUUCUAGAAAACUUGCUGCCGAGGUCUUAACUUUUAUAUGUCAUUGGGAUAAGCCAAAUGGUCAUUCUGUUGUGCUUGCUUCUUUGGAUCACUUACGAUCAUAUUUGGGUGAACUUGGUCGUUUCGAUGCAUGGAUGAGAGUUCUUGAGCUUACUGUAGAUGGAAGAGGGAAAAUGGGAAGUCUCGUUGGUGCUAGCGAUGAAAUACGUCGUGGUGGAAUGGGUGUUGAAAAUAUUCUCAUGGAAUAUGCUCUUGCAAAUCUUUUUUUGAUUAACUCUUUAUGCAACGGUGCAGACGAUGUUAGAGAAAGAUUACAUAUUCGUAGUCAGUUUAAAGCAUGUGGAUAUCAAAGAAUGGCUUUAAAAAUGCAGCAAUUUAAUUAUGAUAUAAUAGAUCGUCAACUUGAAAAAUUUGAAAACGACGAAGCUCUUGAUUAUGAAGAUUUGUUUGAAAAAGAUGCUCAAGAUGAAAUUAAAAAUCUAGACAAUCCAUUGGAAUUGAUGGGUUUGAUAUGGAAACGUAUUGAAGGCACUAGAGCCCAGGACUUUUUUCUUUCUACAUUACAACAUCUUUUAUUGAUACGAGAUGAUGGAGAGAACCGCUCUAAAUUAUUUCAACUGAUUGAUGCUAUUCUUACAUAUGUUGUUAUGGAUCAUCGUAUGGCUGGAAUGGAUCCUACACAUGCCUUGAAUUUUUCUAUACAAGGUGUCGUUAGUAAACUUCAUACUGAUGAGGAGGCUCGAAAAGCAGUAGAAGAAGCUAGAGAGGCACGUAUGAUCGCAGAAAGAACUGCUAUAGAGAGGGAUACUAUGGCUGCCGAAAUUGCAGCAGGUGCUAAUGGCUUAGUUGGGAAAUUAAAGAAAGAGUUAAUGGAACAAGCAGAGGCACUUGAAACACAGAGAAGGCAAAACGCUAUUUUAAGAAAUGAAGUAGAAGAAUUACAAAGAGUUCAUAUGUUGCAACUUCAGAAAAGUGAGAUUGAAACAAGAGAACUUUAUAUGAUAAUACGUGACACAAAUCCUGAAAUAUGGGAAAAUAGUAAAGGUAUUGUGGAUAGAAAAGCGUUAAUGGAUAAACUGGAGAAACAAUUGGAGCGGAAAAAGACUGAAUAUAAAUUGGAAGGAAAAGCUUGGCAAAAUAUUACUUCGAGUAAACGUUUAAAAGAACUUCGAAGUCGUAUGGAAAGUCUUCAAUUAAGUCCGAAAGAUAUCGGUUCUCAAAAAAAUGAUGAAGAUCAAAUAUUACAAUCUCAAGAUACACAUGAAAAGCCGUCAUUUUUUGGUUCAACUAGAGCUAAACCUAGUAAGCUUUCUCCUCGUACUAUUAAACAUCAUUCAAGAUCAAGCGUACGAGUUAUUUCUACAAAUUAUGUUCAUGAUACGAAAAGAUUAGGUGGUGUGCAGCAAAUAGUGCAAUAUAAAAAAGAGCAUGUCGAAGAAAGCACUGAUUAUGUUUUUAUGGAUGAACUUUCUUCUAAAUUAAGACAUUUAAAUAGUAAUGAAGAUACAGAUGAUAUUAUUGGACAUGUUAUAUUUUCUGAGACUCAGACUGAAAGUACUGAUCUGGAUAAUCUUGCAUGGAAUAAUGAUAAUGUAUCAAGUUGUUCUCAAACUUUAAGUUCAGGGACACCUCUUUCUGAUGAAAAGGUCACUCAAAAUAUUCCUUCAGAGACUUCUACUGAUAUUUCUUUAUCAUUACCUUCUCUUCCACCACCACCACCACCACCACCACCUCCUCCUCCUCCUCCUCCUCCUCCACUGCCGCCUCCUCUUCCUUCUCUUUGUCCAAAUAUGGCUGCUUCUGGAUUCAUAAAUUCUCAAAAUGCAUUGGAUAUCUCUCCGCUUCCUCCUCCUCCUCCUCCUCCUCCUGUGUUUUUGACAAAUAAUCCACAGAUGAAGACAUGUAAUGAUUCUGCUACUUCUGUUCUUAAUGGUGUUUCUUCACAACCUCAAAUUUCCUUGGAAAAGUCUGAAGUUGUUCAGGAAAUACCUUUGCAUAGUGGAGAAGUUGGUAGAACUGGACUUCCGUUCAUUAAUCCAGAAAUUAAAACACAAGUUAUGAUGAUGAGGUCGAAGAAGAAAUUGAAACAAAUGCAUUGGGAUAAACUUGAUACUGGUGUAGAGUAUACUCUUUGGGCUCAAAUGAAAUUAGAUCCUAAUGCUUUAGCUGGAGUUCUUUCCAAAAAAGGUAUAUUAGACGAGAUUGAAAGGGCAUUUGCUAUGAAAGAAACAAAGAUUAUAAACACUAGAACAUCAAGGAAAAAAGAGUUUUUAUCUUCUGAUCUUCAGCAACGUUUUGGUAUAAAUUUUCAUAAAUUUUCGAAUUUGUCAGUGUCUGAAAUUGUAAUUAAGAUUCUUCAUUGUGAUAUGGAUACUAUGGAUCUUAUUGAUUUUCUUAGUGAUGAUAAAUUAUUAGGUAUUGAACAAUUAAAAGCAGGUUUAGAGCCUUAUAGAACGGAUUGGUCUUCUGGUGGAACAAGGAUAAAUCCUGAAAAAAAUAUAGAAGAGCUUAGUCGAUGGGAUCAAAUAUAUUUAUAUUUGUUUAUUGAUUUGGGACAUUAUUGGCAGAGAAGGAUGAUGGCAUUAAAAAUGAAGAUUAAUUUAGAACGUUCUUAUACUGAUCUUGUUAGAGAUAUCAAGUGUAUAGAGACGGCUGCAUUAGCUAUAAAGGGUUCUCAAAAUUUUAGAGAAUUAUUAGAUGUAAUUUUGCAUGUUGGGAAUUAUAUGAAUGAUUCUGGAAAACAGGCUUAUGGAUUUAAAAUGACAACGCUCCAACGGCUUCCUAUGACAAAAGAUGAUAGAAAUUCUUUAACGUUUUUGCAUUUAGUAGAAAAGGUAGUUCGUACUAAUUUUCCUCAGUUAGAAGAAUUUCUGGAUGAUUUUAAAGAUGUUGGCUUGGCUGCAAAGAUUAAUCUUGAUCAUAUUAAUUCGGAAUGCAAAAUGUUGGUUGAUAAUGUUUUUAGCAUUGAAAGAGCUUGUAAUACUGGAAGUCUUAGUGAUGCUUCUGUAUUUCAUCCUGAAGAUAAAAUAUUGAAUAUUAUCCUUCCGUUUCUCCCAGAGGCAAAAAAGAAAGUUGGAUAUAUACAAGAUCAUUUUAAUAGUAUGGAAACAACCUUUGAAAAUGUUUUAAGAUAUUUUGGUGAAGAACCUUCGGAUUCUCAAGCUAAAUCAACGUUUUUUCGUAAAUUUGAAAUGUUUUCUAAUGAUUAUAGGAAAGCGCAAAAAGAAAAUUUAGAGUUUGAAGAAGAAUCCCAUCGUCAACUUCUUAGGAGAAGGGCAUUGAAUGCUGCAUCAAAAAGUAAUAUUUUGGAUACUGCGAUGGAUGAAAAUGCUAAAUCUGAUACUGCUAUUAUGGAUAAUUUACUUGAAAAACUUAGAGUAGCACCUGCAGAAAGUAGGAAAGUAAGAAGAAGACUAGUUGCUAAAAAUUUCCAAAUUACUAGCUCUCAUUAUUCAGACAAUCAUAAUAUUACAAAAAAUGAUUCUACGUCUUCUUUUUCAUCGUCUCCGGUAAAUGAGCUAGCUAUUAAAAUGAGGGAUGUAGAAGCCGAAUAUAAUUCAUCUAUUUCAAAAAUGUCUUUGGUACAAUCAUCUACUUCUACGAUGUCGCCAGUUUCAGUACCAUCUGGAACAAUGUCAAAUAAGGAUGUUGCUGCAAAAGCGCAAAGUAUGCUUGAAGGUUUAAGAUGUGGAAAAAUAUCGAGAGUUCCUCCGGUGCUAAAAGAUAAUUCUUCGGUAAAUGGAUUAGAUUAUUCAAUAAAUAAAGAUCAAUCACAAGAUAAAAUGAAUGAUACAAAUCAAUAUCUAAAUCAUAAACUAGAAAAUGAAAUGGAAGGAAUUUAG